Cantharellus anzutake is the source of this 1020-nucleotide messenger RNA. RefSeq lists its product as uncharacterized. The transcript is spliced from 2 exons. The coding region runs from base 40 to 888 and encodes 282 amino acids. Lineage: Eukaryota; Fungi; Basidiomycota; Agaricomycetes; Cantharellales; Hydnaceae. The record is from RefSeq and is a predicted model, not a curated record.
CGGUCACCUGUCAAUUUUGCUGCCAAGCGCUGGGCAGCUAUGUCACUGCCCGGCUUCCCAGUCUACAUUAGAGGCUUAGCAAAACAAGUUAUCGCUAGACAUGGGCCCAUAUCUAAUAAGGACAUUCUUCGUAAAGUCCAAGAACAACAUGCCCUCAUGACUAAAAAGCCGAACUUCCAAAUUUCAUCUCCUGCCCCGCCUCCUUCAUCCAAGGUUACUAAGGCGCCAAUAAUCACCUCACCUACCCCUUUGCCUAAUAUGUCUCAACUCAAACGGCAUGCUCUCCAACAUCUCAUCCAAAGCAGAAAAUGGGAAAAAAUCCACAUCCGUCGCGAAGCAACGCCUGAAGAAAAAAGCACCAUGUCCUCCAAUCAACGACAAAUCCUAGGAAGUGGACCUGAUAAUAAAGUUUAUAUAUCAGAGUGGUUUUGGAGGAGAACACCGCCUAAGGAGAAGAAAGCUUCGAGGAAAUCUAGGGGGCCAACUACUGUUAUUAACGAAGCUUUUCAGUCUUCUACGACCACCCCUGACGCUACAACCAUGAGUACCGCCACGGCCAACAAGAACACUCGGAAGCCCAAACCUGAUGCCAUCCCCAAGACGAAUGCUCGUAAACUGGCAGGAAAAGCACUCCGCGGGUUCAGUGAACGUCCCCAACCUUUAGUACGCCGGUGGUUGAAGCCAAUGAUCGAUCACCUCAGUCGGAGAAGGCAACGGAAAAGGUUGAAGGACAUGGCUAAGAUGGCUCGGACGUGGAGAGCAGUUAAAGCCGCAAAAUUACUUCAUCAGAUUGAGACAUCGGAGGGCAAAGGCAGGGCCAAGCAGCGGGGGAAGGAGGAAAAGGCGAAGGCGAAGUUAAAACAGGAGGUGUCGACGUCCAACGUCUAAAUAAUUAUUCAGGGCUAUAUGGCAAUGCAAUGAGGCGUAAUACAAAUGUCCUGUUUAUUUAUGUAUCUCUAUCGAUGUUUUGUGUAGCGCAGUCCGAAAGGAGGAAGGAGAUGUCAAUCAAAGAUCUACUUG